CUAUCAUCUCUCGACUUUUUCUCGUCAACGUCCCAACACUCGCUGCGCCCAUGCGCUAGCCCUGCAUCCGAGGGUAAGACACUGCACAACGCUCUUGACUGACCACUCCCCGCCUCGCUUCGCCCCAGACCCUUUGCGGGGGUAUCCUGGUUGCGUGCAUACCACAGUUCCUUCCGUCUCGACUAGAGCACACCUUCCUUCCCAACACCCUCAACCACCUGGUCAAAAUGGGUAUACAAGGCCUCGCUAGGCGUCUCGAACCCUAUGCGACGCGGCUUUCCUCCGAGCAGCUAGACGGCUACUCCGCUGUGAUAGACGGCCCUGCACUCGCCUACUACGCUCACAAAUUGGCCCUCGCUUCAGCCGCUAGCGCCAUCCGAAUCCCGUCUUAUGCAGACAUCGUCGCUGAAGCACUUCGCUGGCUGACCUCGUUGGAGAAUAGCAACAUCAAGGUGUCUGCCAUCUACUUCGAUGGAGCCUUGCCUACUUCAAAGCGAGCCGAGAGACUGUCCAGGACCGAGGCGAACAACAGACGAGUGCAGCAAUUUCGCAACAACUAUGCUACCGUUUCGUGCCCUGUACCCACAUACUUAGGCUCGAUAUCAUACGCAUUCCUCGCGCCUGCGCUACAAGAAGCGCUACUAAAUUCGCCCUUUGCCUCAAAGACACAUACCGUACCUGGCGAAGCAGACGACUGGUGCGCCUCGCACGCCAAAGAACAUGUGCGAUCCAUCAUCUUCACGAGCGACACGGACCUUGUUCUGUAUGACUACUCGGUAGAUACGCUGAUAGUAUUCCUCCACGAUGCAGACGUAUCUGCUGGCAUCAAAGCGUACUCACCAAACGAAAUCAGGGAUCAGUUACAAGUAACGAGUCUAGUGACGUUUGCAUACACUCUUAUCGAGAACCCGCAGGAUAGUGCGAAGCUUCUAGCUCACCAAGCCCGAGACGUGGACCAGAAGUCUGCACGGUACCUUGACUUCGCUAGCCGAUACGUCGCGAUGGUGACAAGACCUGCUUACCUGGGUGAGCCGGAUCUCGUAGAUCCGCCUCAGAUUGAUGUCCGGCUAUCCGAAUUUGUACAUCAAGCUUUUGACCACCUCCAAACUCCGCAUGUGUAUCUGCCUCUCCUCAUCGAAGAGCCCAAUCAAGCAUCCGCAUGGAACAUAGGCCUUGACAUUCGCAGACUGGCAUACACUCUCCUCGCAACAACGGAGUAUACGGUGGUCCAAGAGUACAGGAGAAAAGCCCAAGGUAUCUCCAUCCAGGAAGUCGUCAUAUACCCGCGAUACUUUCCCGAACACCCAGACCCCGUUCAGAUCCUAGAGGAACAGAUGAGCUAUUUGCAGGAAUGGGCGGUCGCAUGUGAGAUCGGACCAGAGGUCUCAUGGCCGCUCUAUGCUCUUAGGCUGGUUCUUGCCGAACUCAAUACGCCACCUCCGAUUCCACUAGUUCAGCGCGUCUUGAACGGCGACUUUGACAACAGCUGGGACUUCGUACAUCUCACGGCUAGGAUACAUGCUGCUCUUUACUCUCUACGCAUGCUGAGUCAGUCGAUAAAGAUAGGGCAAGCGAUUGACCCUGAGGGUGAACAAAUUCCAGCAGAUGAGUGCAACCGACAGCAAUCGCAUAAUCUUAACCUGCGCAAGAAGAUGUCUAAGAUCGCCGGUCACAUGGCCGACUUCCCUUCCAUACCAGACCUUAUCGGCGUUCCAGGGCAGGCAAAACGCGUCCUAGAAGAACCCGACAUGAUGAAGUCGUGUAUUGAAGAGAUAUACAAAGUGGCUGGUGUGGCAGUGCCGACGGAACAGGUCUCAAACAAGAAGAAGAAGAGGCAGGUGAGAGAGGCGGAAAGAAAGAGGAAGAAGACUGAGCAACGACUGCAGGCAAAGCCACAGGGGAGUAAUGCUUAUACAUUACUGGGUGAUGGUUGAUGGUAAAUGUAAGGACUGAAAAAACGAGAUUGACCGUUUCGAGACUGUCCUCACUUCCUUGAUUAAAGUCCUCAUACAAUUACUGAGCUGUCAGCCGUCCUUGCCUCGUCGUGCGCGCGCACACAACCUGCGGAGACAUGAUGUGCAAUGUCUCAAAUUGGGUUCGCACGGUUUCGUUUGCGCUUCGUACAACCUUUGUACCUAGGUAGUACCGACUCCACAACUUCAGAGUUUCAGAUCAACAAUUAGCCGUAGUGACGUACGGCGCGUUGUUAGCCCGAACACCGUUUUCGGCCUGCUGAGCACGCGACCACC
Molecule: messenger RNA, 2249 nt
Organism: Alternaria rosae
Lineage: Eukaryota; Fungi; Ascomycota; Dothideomycetes; Pleosporales; Pleosporaceae
Product: XPG domain containing-domain-containing protein
Exons: 2
Coding region: 228-1934 (568 amino acids)
Source: RefSeq, a predicted model, not a curated record